AUGGCAAACAACCCCAGUUCAGACCCUGAGGUGAAUCAAACUCCAGAUUCAGAGUUUUCUCCAGCGGAACUUCAAAGCUUAGUACGGGUUUUGAGCAAACUCUCAAAUAUGCAAUUAUCAAGCGCAAAAUCAAGUGCCAAUUUCUUAUCAGAUCCAUCAAGUGUUUAUUACUUGCAUCCAGCUUUGAAAUCAAAGAACAAACUAGGAUUCAUUGAUGGAACUAUACAAAAACCGAAUAAGGAUGAUCCAACUUUUAUAGCUUGGGAUAAAUGCAACACAUAUGUUGUAGCCUGGAUUAAUUUGUCAUUGAGUACUGAAAUUGCACAGAGUGUAGCUUGGAAUGAGAUUGCUGUAGAUCUGUGGGUUGAUUUAAAGCACAUGUAUUAUCAUGGAGAUUUGUUUAAGAUUGCUGAGUUAGAAGAAGAAUUACACACAAUGAAACAGGGAGAUCUAACCAUCACAGGAUACUACACGAAGAUGAAGGCAGUUUGGGAAUAA
This is a messenger RNA of Arachis duranensis, 498 nucleotides long. RefSeq lists its product as uncharacterized. The transcript is spliced from 2 exons. The record is from RefSeq and is a predicted model, not a curated record. NCBI's taxonomy places the organism in Eukaryota, Viridiplantae, Streptophyta, Magnoliopsida, Fabales, Fabaceae. Bases 1 to 498 code for a protein of 165 amino acids.